GCUAGACGGAAGAAAAUAAAAGAUGGCCAGAAUUUUCAUAUAUUUUGUUCUCAGUGGAAUUAUUGGACUAGAGUUGGUAUCUGGAGAUUGCGAUCGUUACUACGGACCAGUUGGUACUCCUGAAUGUGUGCUUUUAACUCCAUAUUAUUUCAAGUACCAAUGGGCGACAUGCUUAACUAAUAAAUACAUACAGACGGUGUCAAAAGGAAACGCCAUAUGUAGGGACAACACCGCAACCUACUGCUACUACCAAUGCAUGAUGGAAUUGUAUGAAGUUGCUCAAUGACAAGUUAGUAACGAUUGUGCGUGUGGAGUUGAUGCCCCACAACAAACACAAACUCCACCUACGAAUCAAACUCAGCUUCCGAGUCAUUGCUACAGUCCAUCCGGUAAAGACUGCAAUUGGUACAGCGACUGCUUGGAGAGAAGAUUCCCAUGUCAAGAAAUGCAACAAACAUCAUACGCAAUAAACUAUGGUCUAAAGUUUUGCUCCUUGUACGAAAACCAUUACCAGCGCUUCUCUUCUGAAGGUCAGCAGUGGAUUGAUGCCGUUAGAGGAUGUUUACAGGUGGCGUUAGUGCCACUUCUUCGUCCCUUUUUAACAAUCAGUUGCGGUGAAAUAAAAGAGAAAGCAUUUAAUUCUCAUUUGGGUUGUUAUACAAACCCACUUAAAAAUGCGCCAUCGUUUUGCGAUUUAUCCUUCAUGGAUAAAUGGAGAAUCUUUUAUACCGUUAUACCGGGACUGAUGUCAAAUUGUUAUCGAACAAGACAUCUCUGUAAAGAUAUAUUUCUCUCAGCUAAGCAGUUAUUGAAUGUACGCAUUGCAUGCAAAAACCGCGAAAAUUUGUCGGAAGAGGGAAAAAUUCAACAAAUCCAAAUCAGGUAUAUCGGUCUUAACAGGCAAACAAGGUCGCGGCGGUCUUUGGAAACAACAGAUGAUUAUUCAGCUGGGGCUGACCUUGUUAAAACGAUUGCAAAUGAAAUGGAAUGGGAUUUAAAAGGAGUGACAUGGGUAGCAUACUUUCAAAACAACAUAACGGCAGACGAAUCCUUGCAGUAUUCGAGAAAGCACUAUUUAAAUAUCUUACUUGCACCCAGCAAAUUAUACAAUCUAAAUGACAGAAGGAACGCUUCCUCGGAUGCUAAUAUCACCAUCGUUGUUGGCGAAAUAACUCAAGCAUUCCGUGAUGGCAUUCUCAGUUCAGAUAUGAUCACUGAAAUUUCCCUCGUAAAAUUCGCGGUGUGCGCUGACUACAACUGCUCUAACAAAACUAUCGAAAUCGAACCGUCUGCCAGUAAAAGAGAUACAGAAGAAGGGUUCUGGUCGUUAACAAACAGAAUUUUUAUUGCAAUCGGGGCUUUUCUGCUUUUGAUAAUAUUUAUUUCUGUAAUUAUAUGCCUGAACCGGCGCAAUGCAAGCAAAAUUAUUUAAAAGCUAUGUUAUCGAAACAAAGACAUAUUAAAACUGUAGUUAAUAAAUGUAAUUUGGAAACAGAUACAUAA
This is a messenger RNA of Saccostrea cuccullata (small rock oyster), 1503 nucleotides long. RefSeq lists its product as uncharacterized. Bases 446 to 1432 code for a protein of 328 amino acids. NCBI's taxonomy places the organism in Eukaryota, Metazoa, Mollusca, Bivalvia, Ostreida, Ostreidae. The record is from RefSeq and is a predicted model, not a curated record. The transcript has 3 exons.